GAAGAAAAACUGUAAAAUGGAAAAAGCAAAUGAAACCACUGUGACAGAAUUCUUCCUAAAGGGACUUUCUGGCUGCCCCAGACUUGAGAUCAUUUUCUUUGUGCUGCUCCUGGUAAUGUAUGUGGUCAUUCUUCUGGGCAACGGCAUCCUCAUCAUAAUCAGCAUCCUAGACUCCCACCUCCACACUCCCAUGUACUUCUUCCUCAGUAACCUCUCUUUCCUGGACAUCUGCUAUACAACCACCUCUAUUCCUUCAGCACUGGUCAGCUUUUUAUCUCAAAGAAAAACCAUUUCCUUCUCUGGAUGUGCAGUGCAGAUGUUCCUUGGCUUAGCCAUGGGUACCACAGAGUGUGUGCUCCUUGGCAUGAUGGCCUUUGACCGCUACGUGGCUAUCUGCAACCCCCUAAGAUAUCCUGUCAUCAUGAGCAAGGCUGCAUAUGUGCCAAUGGCAGCUGGGUCAUGGGUAACAGGAGGUGUCAACUCACUGGUACAAACAGUUCUUGUGGUACACUUACCUUUCUGCAGAAAUAAUGUCAUCAAUCAUUUCACAUGUGAAAUCCUAGCUGUCAUGAAAUUAGCCUGUGCCAACAUCUCCGGGAAUGAAUUUACCAUGCUAGUAGCCACUACGUUAUUCAUUUUGACUCCAUUGUUGUUAAUCUUUAUUUCUUAUACAUUAAUCAUCUUUAACAUUCUAAAGAUUCACUCAGCUGAAGGGAGAAGCAAAGCCUUUUCUACCUGCUCAGCCCACCUGAUUGUGGUAAUUAUAUUCUAUGGGACCAUCCUGUUUAUGUACAUGAAGCCCAAAUCCAAAGAAUCGCUUAAGUCAGAUAAGUUGCAAGCCACAGACAAACUCAUUUCCAUGUUUUAUGGAGUAAUGACCCCCAUGAUGAAUCCUUUAAUCUAUAGUCUCAGGAACAAAGAUGUGAAACAGGCAGUAAAACAUCUACUAGGCAGAAAGUUCUUUAGCAAGCAAAUGUGAAAGGUUUUGUGCUUUGGUCCACUGUGUGAUAGAAACAAAGAGUAGAAACUUCAGUAGACUAUCAACUUGCAGAUUGCAACCAUCCAUGCCUGCCCACCUUGUACUGCUCUUUCUAUGUGAUGUGGAAAACCUUCCACAGGAGGUCCACCCAGUGUACUGUGUCCCUUCUUCUAGAUUUCUUUGUAUUGCAUGGAUGCCAAUGGAAUGAGUGAGCUGUCCAUCAGUCAUCCUACAAGCUGUCUUUCAUGAUCAGCCCACCUCCUGGUCCAGUUAUACAUCUCCCUGAUAUACUUCAUGCCAUUUCUCUGGUUCAGUUGUUCAUUGGUGAUGUAUUACAGGCUGCUCACCAUCAUCAUCCACCUCUCCAUUGGCCUUUGACUGUCUCUCAACUUUAAUUUUUCAGACUGGAAUUCAUCAUGAAUAACAAUUAAGAAAAGCAUAGUUGUGAAAUGUAUUUGAGAAAUAGUAUUUGUCAUCUGUCAAAACUGCCAAAGAGAGCACUCUCUCCCAUACUUCCACCUUAUUUUCCAAAGUAUCCUGAAAGCCAGUCCAGCAAAAUACUUCAAGAUUCAACUCUAAUCCCACCAUCUUCAGGAAACCCUUUUCUAAUCUUGCUGCUGGUAGUACCUUCCCUUUGAGAUUAUCUUCAAUAUACGCUGUAUAAUUCUUAUAUGUACAAAUUAUGUAUAUAUGUUUUCUUCCACUAAAAUGUG
Messenger RNA from Phascolarctos cinereus (koala), 1692 nucleotides. RefSeq names its product olfactory receptor 13C2. Lineage: Eukaryota; Metazoa; Chordata; Mammalia; Diprotodontia; Phascolarctidae. Gene Ontology annotation, cellular component: membrane. Gene Ontology annotation, molecular function: G protein-coupled receptor activity; olfactory receptor activity. The record is from RefSeq and is a predicted model, not a curated record. Gene Ontology annotation, biological process: G protein-coupled receptor signaling pathway.